AUGGGCAUGGGCUCUGCUCCUUGCUCCCUUCUCCUGCUCCUGCUGCUGCCGGCACAGCUGGCUCAACCUGGGGCCGGUGCCCCUUCCUCCUCGCUACAAGAAACGGGGAGUCCAGGGGAGCAGGAGGAGGACGAGGAAGAGGGGGCCAGGGUGCGGGCUGAGGCACUGCGGGCCCUCCUGCAGGUGCUGGGGCUGGAAGCUCCACCUCCGACACCUGCCCUGAAGCGGCAGCCCCCUCAGUACAUGCUGGACCUGUACCGCACCGUGGCCACUGCCGACGGGCUCACCCGCAGCCCCCAUCUCCUGCCUGGGGACACCGUGCGCAGCUUCUGGGACACCCCACCUAGCGACGAACUGCACUUCCACUUUGUCCUGUCAGCCGUGGCCCCAAGUGAGCAGAUCCUGUCUGCCCAGUUGCACCUCUUCCGACUGCCAGGCUCCCCGGCGUCCCCGACCCAAAGAGGGAGUCUGUGCCAGGUGAGCGUGUUCCAGGUGCUGGAAGAGGAAGAGGAGGAGGUGGUGGCAGCAGCAGCGGCAGGGGCUGAAUCUGGGGCAAGGCUGCGGCUGCUGGCUGUCCGGCUUGUCCCGGUGCACGGGACGGGCUGGGAGGUAUUCCCCAUCACCGAAGCCGUUCGUGCCUGGACAGAGCGGGCGGCCAGUAACCGGGGGCUGCUGGUGACCCUGCAGAGCCCCGGGGGCACCGCCUUGGAGCCCAGGCCCCUGCGUUUUGCCUCUGGACGCCAGCACCAUCACAGCAAGCGGCCCAUGCUGGUCCUCUUCACUGACAACAGCCGCCGGGCCCCGGCCCCGCCCCCCAGGUUCCCCCAAUUCCCAGCCUCCAUGUUCCCUGGCCUGAUUCCGGGUCCCAAUCACACACGCCUGGCCCGCUCCCUGAACCCCUUCCGCCCCUGCCAGCGCCUGCCCCUCUACGUGGACUUCGAAGAGAUCGGCUGGAUGGGUUGGAUCAUCUCCCCCCACGGCUACAAUGCCUACCAGUGCCGUGGGUCCUGCCCCUUCCCCCUGGGCCAGAACAUGCAGCCCACCAACCACGCCACCGUGCAGUCCAUCAUCUCGGCCCUGCGGCUGGUGCCCGCCGUGUCCAGCCCCUGCUGCGUGCCCCGCCAGCUGGCCUCCAUCAGCCUGCUCUACUUCGAUGAGGCCGAGAAUGUCGUGCUCAAGCACUACGAGGGUAUGGUGGCCCGUGAGUGUGGCUGCCAUUGAGCCACGCACGGACUCACUGCCGUCCCUUCCACCCACGGACCCUGGCCGACCUGGGCUCUGCGUGGGCAGAGAUGCCAUCCAGAGAUGCCAAGUCCACUGCCAUGGCCCCUGCCCAGGCCAUCCCACCUCGCCCCACGGGCUCUCUUCUCAGUCUGCUCCCCGUGGGCCACGAGGGUCUCAGCUCCCCCUCCCCCGGCCACCUGCCAACUCUGUGGAGGGGUCAGAGCCCACCAGAACGAGAGUACUGACCAGCUGUCUGAGGGGUGCCACUGUACUUCCCCAGCCCGCCAGAGACUCCCUAGCACGCCCCGGCCCAAAUACAAGGCUCUCCACCAACACCCCCCACACUCCCGUUAC
This is a messenger RNA of Tachyglossus aculeatus (Australian echidna), 1578 nucleotides long. Its product is annotated as bone morphogenetic protein 2-like. Gene Ontology annotation, biological process: SMAD protein signal transduction. Gene Ontology annotation, molecular function: cytokine activity; growth factor activity. NCBI's taxonomy places the organism in Eukaryota, Metazoa, Chordata, Mammalia, Monotremata, Tachyglossidae. The record is from RefSeq and is a predicted model, not a curated record. Gene Ontology annotation, cellular component: extracellular region.